Anopheles maculipalpis is the source of this 752-nucleotide messenger RNA. RefSeq names its product DNA-directed RNA polymerase III subunit RPC8 (gene Polr3H). The transcript has 2 exons. Bases 14 to 745 code for a protein of 243 amino acids. The record is from RefSeq and is a predicted model, not a curated record. Gene Ontology annotation, biological process: transcription initiation at RNA polymerase III promoter; DNA-templated transcription. NCBI's taxonomy places the organism in Eukaryota, Metazoa, Arthropoda, Insecta, Diptera, Culicidae. Gene Ontology annotation, cellular component: RNA polymerase III complex.
GAGCACAAAUGAAAUGUUCGUGCUGGCCGAGCUGAAAGACAACGUGCGGAUAGCACCGGAAUUGUUCGGCUUGAAGCUUCCCGAAGCGAUAAAGGAUGAAAUCAAUCGAAAGCUUGCAAAUAAGGUCCUGCUCAACGUGGGCCUUUGCAUCGCACUGAAAGACAUUGUAAAGCUGGGCGAUUCCAUCAUACUGCCCGGCGAUGGUGCAUCCCACACGGAGGUAAACUUCCGGUACAUUGUGUUCCGACCGAUUAUCGGCGAUGUUAUCACGGGCAAGAUACGUAGCUGCAGCCGGGAAGGUGUACACAUAACGCUCGGGUUUUUCGACGACAUUCUCAUACCACCGUCCGCACUGCAGCAUCCCUCCCGCUACGAAGAAGCGGAACAAGCGUGGGUAUGGGAAUAUCCACUGGAGGAUGGUAACACACACGACCUGUACAUGGACAUUGGGGAAAGCAUAAAGUUCCGUGUUUCGGGCGAAGUGUUUGAGGAAAGUUCCCCGAUCGGCCCACCGGAUCAGGAGGUACCGUCGAGUGCGGUCCCGGGCACUAGUGGGGGUGGAGCGGGAACGAGCGGUGUAACGGAGGGCAAUAAGACACCGUACCGUAUAGUGGCGGCCAUAAAUGAAUCCGGGCUAGGGUUGCUAUCGUGGUGGGUACAGCAGAAUCAGGAAGAGGACGAGGAAGGUGAAGAGGAAGAGCAGGAGGACGAGGCGGAACAGGAAUCGGGUGGAGAGAAUGAAUAAAUGGAAC